CGCUGCUCUAAUCCCGGGGCUUGAGUAGGGUUGUAUUUUUCGAUCAUAGUGUCGAGUUUUAACCUACCAGCCGAGGUAUACCUUCCCGGAUAGUGUGUGCCGGCUCGAGCAAACAGGCAUCGCGAGUCUCUUCUUUGGAUAAAGGUACAUUGGGUUCUUGUCACACAUCGGGCACCCCGUCAGCAUCUCGGGCAGUAGGACCAAGACCACCCUCUCUACCAAGACGCCUUUCCCGAUCUGGUAGCAGCCAUUUCAUAAACGGUAUUCGCUCUUUUUUUCCCCACCUAAUUUUUUCCGUAAUCUUCGGAUAAGAGACCCCGGGUCGUCGCGAUGAGUCGGACGCUGCACUACAACCUCGCGGACAUGGGUAUACCGAAAACUUCGAACCUCCCUACUAUAGCAGCCACAGCUACAUUCGUGAACCAGUAUGGUUAUGGAGGCCUUUCCGAUGAUAGUGUACUAGUUGAGUUUGUGAUAUUAGCUGCCAUUUACUGACAACCGCUUUUUAUCCCCGGAAUUUAGGCCUUACUUCUGAACAGGACGAGUAUCUAUGCCUCGCUACGGAGACCGCUUACGUUAACCACCAGGACCAGGUUCUUCAUGCGCCUUACGCCCAUCGUUCUUUGCCUGUUCCACAUCUACAGUAUCUCUCUCGCGCUCAGGUGCCAAACGAGCGAGGUCUACCUCAGCGAUGGAUCGCCGAGGCCUGCGGGCGGGUUUCUGUGGCAGGUCGCGAGAGUUGGGAACUGGUGGAUGGAUGACUUGCAGGUGUGUGAGGCCGUGGGGAUGAUUCCGGAUGAGGCUUGGGCGGAACAACCUAUCAAGGGGAGUCUGGCGCUUCUGUGGCCGUUCUACAAAACCGUUUGUUUUAGCCAGUUUGUUGAGAGCUUUAUCUGCGCCGUUACGGCGCGCAAUCCUGCUGCGGAGACUGGUAUGACGCUUAUGGAGCAUUCCCUCGCCUUCGCCGAAGCCGAGUUUCUAGCCGUGCCUAAGGUUUUCGAAAUACAAUCGGCCCCCCCGGACGGCGAGACGACUGUCGCAGAUAAUCGUAGGGUCCUCGUUCAUACGGAGAAGAACGUCCCCCCAGAAGUUCUCUAUAUCUCGCUCAUCUCCGCCCUCGGCCACCUCACAAGCCACAUUCUGGGCGUUUUCAACCGGCAGGCAAAACACCGGCUGCUCAGCACAGGCAUUUGGGGUGUUGCGUUUUUGAGCGGCUUUGCGUGGGCACUAAUUUUUAGAUCUGAAUCCGGUGCCGUACUAAAUUUCCCCACUGUAUGCGUGGUUGGGUUCAUUCCUCACCUGGUUAUCUUCACCGGGAUAUUUGUUUGUGGGGCCAUUUACGCACUCGCUUUAGUACUUACAUCGUUGCUUCCUCCACCCAGCGUUAGCGAAAGGCCGAGCUUCCGUGCUGGGCUUGAUAAUUUGCAGGCGAAUUUGACGUUGGGGACGGUUACCAUUAAUAAUAGUGAUGACUUUUAUACCACCUUGUUGAAGUUGGGGUUCCAAUGUCUGACGGCAGCUAGUGAGGCUACUUAUUUGAAUGAGGGGCGGGUGGUUAGGCUUCCAGCGUGGACUUGGCUGGAGGACCAGAGGACUAAGGUUCUGGAUUCCCAGAGGAAGUUAGGUAUAGGUGGUGGAGGUGCAGCCCCAGGAUUAGUCGGGACCGGUGUCGGUAAGGGCCCAUAUUCUCAGGAGCGCAAGGACGUGAAGGGAGUUAUGGCACCCAAGAAGGGCAGAAGCGGCACCGGAAGCAGCAGAUGGGCUGGCGCUGGGGAAAUGAUGCGAGGGGUAUCAGUCCUUCUCGUCAGUCUAACCUCCCGCUGGGUACCAACUCUAUUCCGCACCCGUGAAAGAGACCCACCCGACACUCCGGAAUCGGUUGACGCAAAUCAAGGCCCAAUUUUGGAAGUCGAAGAGGAGGAUGCAAACUCAACAUCACUCUACACCCGCUUCAUCGGAAACAUCGAGGGACCCCUCUGGGCAGACUCAGACGCAAGUGGCGACUUCCAACCCGACGACUCCAUAGACGACGACGAUGAUGCCAGCACUGUAAGCUCCGCAGCAUCAGACACAGCCCCCCUAACAGAUUUCCCCUACGAUUCCGAUGACGAUGGCUUCCAACGCUCUGGCACGCGGACACCCACCCAAUCACACCCUUACCCCUUUCAUGACUCCUCAUCCUCCCCUUCCCCCCCCCGAUCCCCGUUUACGGAAAUAUUCUCAACAGCAGCAGAUCUCGCCACCCUCCUCGACCCACAAACCCCAGAAGACCGUGCUCAGGCGCAAGCCCUCGGCCGGCAUCUGAAGGCACCUAACAUCCUCACCCGGUCAACCUACCACUCUGCUAACGGCGCAUCCACCUCCUUGGAAUCCAUCAUUCUGCAGCAGCGCCGACAGUCGCCGGCCACCCCUGCUUCGAGCUAUAGCUCGUGCGUAGUCUGCCAAUCCGCCACCAGGACCAUCAUCGUUUGGCCGUGUAGGUGCCUUGCCCUGUGUGAGGAUUGCAGGGUUUGUCUCGCUCAUAACAAUUACAAGAGUUGUGUAUGCUGCCGGCAGGGGGUGGAGGGGUUUUCGAGGAUUUAUGUGCCAUAGUUUUUCGAGAGUAGGAGUUUCAUUACUCUUUUCUUUUACCAUACCUCACUUUUUAUCUUUUGAGAGCGCUUGGAUUUUUUUCACUUUUUUUCAGUUUAUUUACUCAUUUAUUCUAUUUGCUAAGGGCAUUACUGGGUAUUAGGUUUUCCUUUUCUCUUUUUUGCCUGGUCUCGUUUGGUCUGAUUUGAUUUGGUCCGGGUUGAUUUUGUGGGCAUUGCUGGCUGGCUGGUGGCGUGGCAUUCAUUCGGGUGGAUGAAUAGAGGUCGUCGUAUCGUACAGUUCCGUUAGGUUUCAUGGUAUUAUCAACUUUUCUUUUUCUUAGCCUUCAUCGCUUGUCCCUGUUAUGUCGUAUUGUUAUUGUAUGGGUGCUGGUUAAAAUUCUCGCCCGGGCGAGUGGGCGGAUUCGGGGGUAAACACGGUGAGCACUAUGAUGGGAAAAAGCUCCCGGGAGUUGUGUUCCGGGUUCCGGCAAUAGGUUUUGCGGAAAAUGAGCAAUUGCGGUUAG
Messenger RNA from Tuber melanosporum (Perigord truffle), 3097 nucleotides. RefSeq lists its product as uncharacterized. Bases 601 to 2592 code for a protein of 663 amino acids. The transcript is spliced from 2 exons. NCBI's taxonomy places the organism in Eukaryota, Fungi, Ascomycota, Pezizomycetes, Pezizales, Tuberaceae. Gene Ontology annotation, molecular function: ubiquitin protein ligase activity. Gene Ontology annotation, biological process: protein ubiquitination; ubiquitin-dependent protein catabolic process. The record is from RefSeq and is a predicted model, not a curated record.